Brassica napus (rape) is the source of this 493-nucleotide messenger RNA. RefSeq lists its product as uncharacterized. Lineage: Eukaryota; Viridiplantae; Streptophyta; Magnoliopsida; Brassicales; Brassicaceae. The transcript has a single exon. Bases 1 to 312 code for a protein of 103 amino acids. The record is from RefSeq and is a predicted model, not a curated record.
AUGGAGAAAGGCGUCCAAAGGAUGGAGAGGCACCCUUCCGACGGGACUAAGAUCAGGUGUCUGCCGCCGAAGUCAGGUCACGGCGGGAAGUACACGUGGGAGGGGGCAGCUCGGAUGGAGGAUUACAAGAUGCAGCCGGAUCCGUCGGUGAUGGACGAAGGCGAUCUUAAUUACGAUGAGGAGAAUAUCGGGGGUGGUGGUGGUGAUGACAUGGCGGUGGAGGUUGGGAAAGGUGAGGUUGAGGUGGCGAAGGAGGCGCCGGGAGGUGUGGCUAGGGCGGAGGUUGAUCCUCGCUUGAUCAGUCUUCCUUGAGUUGCUAGGACAAGGGAGAAAGUGUUGGGGCGAAUUUGAGAAGGGAGUGAAACUUUGGGGGUUUGAUUUUUAAUUUGAGUUUGUGACAUUUUAACAUCAUACCCCAAACUAAACAGAAAAAUAUCUCUCAGAGAUCGCAGAAGAAGAAAACAAAAUCAUGAUCGACCUCGGAGAAGAAGAA